UUGAACCAUCAUAUCCUGUGUGCUUAGCUUCGGCCUUGCUCUUUUACGUAUUACACCACAUAACAUAGCCACGGCGAACCGCUCACCAUGGGCUGCAAGCGACUAUCACUCGUUUAUCCUGAGGCAUUGGAAACUGCGAAGCGAGCGCGAACGGAGAAAAUCACCUCGCCAGCUGACUCAUCCAGCUCUUCGUCAUUCGAAAACCUUCCAGAUGAGCUCCUCGAGACAAUUCUCGCGCACGUCGCCGCACGUGCCUCAGCUCCCCAGGACUUCCUCGCAUGUCGCCUCGCUUCGUCCCACCUUCGCCGCAUCUCAUCCCUCCCAGACAUCCUCGCCAUGUUACCACCUCCCGCUCUCGCUUGCUCGGCGAAGAACUACACUCCCGCCUACCCCUCGUACCUUUCAGCGUGCGCAGCUGCGGGAAACGCGGAGGCUGCGUUUCUCCUCGGGAUGGUCGAGUUUUACUGCCUGGAGCGGGUGGUCAGCGGCAUGAAGUGGCUGGUGCAGGCAGCAAAGGCGGGGCACCCAGCCGCGUUACACAGCCUGUCAAUCAUCCAUUUCAACGGUAGUGGGUUGCCUAGUAACGGAGCGGAGGAAGAUGUGGGAGCGGAAACGGACGGCGGAGCGGAGCGGGACGGGGGAAGGCGGAAGCUGCGGGGGAACCGGAAGGUUGGAAUGGGGAUGCUGCUGUGCGUGGCGGCGGCUAAGGCGGGGCAUCCAGAUGCGCUGCGGGAAUUAGGGUUGUGUCUGCAGGAUGGGUUCGGGAUCAAGCGGAACGUUGCCCAGGGGAGGUUGCUUCUGGUGGAGGCGAACCUGCGGGAGCUGGCUAAUAGCGGGGAUGAAGUGGCAGAGGCGGUGGGAGGGGUUUCAUGUGUAGGAGCAGAGGAUGUAGGCAGACACGGAAGUGGCGUCCAAGACGGGUACUCUGAAAGCGAAGAGGAAGUGGGUAGUACUUCUAGGGCUAGAUUGUUGGGAGGCUCUAAGAGUGAAGGCUCGACGUUUUCUCUCGGAACGGAAUCGGCAGCGAUGAAUACGCUGCUUCAGCAUACCAGCCGUCUGCUUCAAAGAGCCAGCCGUGCGACGGUAAAGGGGGUGACUGUAACAGAAGGGGACAAGCAGGAGACGUUAGAGAUUACCGAUGAGGAGAGACUGUUGGCUCGAGCUGUUUUAGCAGAUGGCGGAAUUCUAGGAUGCUGCACAGGCGAGGGGAAAAGCGUCCAGAUACAGCCGCCGCCGAUGCUGCACGCGAAUGCGUUUCUGGUGGAAUGGACGGCGCUGCGGGGAGAGCGAUUUCAGGAGAGCGAGAGGCAUGUGUGCGGUAAUGCGCGGUGUGGAAGGGUGGAGCUGCGAAAAGGGGAGUUCCGCUGCUGUGCAGCGUGCGAGGAGGCUCGCUAUUGCUCACGUGCUUGCCAAGUAGUUGACUGGCGGUUCAGACACGUGGUUACCUGCCAGCCGUGCAGCAGAGAUUAGUUCAAUCUAACUUGACAUAAGCUGAAUGACAUACGAAUAGGAUAUUUGCCCCUCUACUAAAUAUGCCCAUAACCAGGCCCUCAGAUUGGUUUUUUCCCUGAAUUUUCAGAGGUCCCCAUUUUUUUUUGCUUAGGGGUCAGGAUUGUGUGGGACAAAAAUGCUGAAUA
Messenger RNA from Closterium sp. NIES-67, 1637 nucleotides. Lineage: Eukaryota; Viridiplantae; Streptophyta; Zygnematophyceae; Desmidiales; Closteriaceae. The record is from the annotation of a GenBank genome assembly.